GACAUAACUUGUGUCUGUUUUUACGCAUGAGACUCUGACACAGACUCUGAUUGAGAUGGAGGAGCACAGCACAGUCAGUGAGAACGCCCCGGACCUCAGAGACAUCGAGGUGAAACUCGGAUUGAAAACCCCUGAGGGGCUGCUCCGGGGGAUGAGAGAAGAGGCCGCGUGUCUCCGCGGAGACGCGAAAAAGACGCCCGUUACGCACGAGCCGAACGUGGACACGGACAUGCGGAGUUUGGACGAGAAGAUCCGGAAACUCAGGACAGAGAUGGCAUACUUGCGCUCAGCAGAUGUCAAGAUUCUGCAGCAGCUGUUGGCAGUGCACGAGGGCAUCGAGGCUGUGAAGUGGCUCCUGGAGGAGAGGAGCACGCUGACCAGCCGUUGCAGCAGUCUGACCAGCAGUCAGUACAGCCUGGGCGAGGGGCCGGAUACCUCCUGGAGAGGUUCCUGGACCAGCCUCCAAGACCCCAAUGACAAACUGGACAACAUCUCCAUCGGAAGCUAUCUAGACACGCUCGCUGACGACAUGGAUGAAUACUGCCCCUCCAGCUCUGAUCAGUCCUUAUUAUGCUCGUCAACGCCGCAAGCUUCUGAGGUAACUGUGGCAGGAAGGACAUUGCAGAAAAGUGGUCUGAAAGCUAGCGAAAAUGGGAGUGGCGUUAGCGUAGCAACUCUAAAACCUACGGCUACAAUCAGACCCAGAAUGGACAGUCCCAAGCGUGUAAGCUCGCCCCCAGCCUGGCAGAGGAAGACCCCAGAAUCUUCAGCCAAAAACAGCCCAGUAAAACUGCAAUCGCAGCUCAACAAAGCUAACGGUGUGCUAGCGGACAAGAGCGGAACUGCUACUGCUAACACCGGAGCUACUGGUGUACAUACGGGGAGUCCUCGGCACAGUAACCAAAGUCCGAACCACAAACCUUUCCCCAAUGGAAAGAUAGACACAGAUGAUUCCUGCAAACUCAACGGUAAAAACAUCCAUCUGGAGUAUGAUGCACACUGGCGCUGGGUCCAGUCCCAAGAAGACGUGACAUUUUUGUGAAAAAUUAAACAAUAAUCAGGGCUGAAGCCGACGAGACUUUAGGGUCAGAGACUAAAGCUGAUGAGGCUUUGGCAUCAGAGACUCCAGAGACAAACUGAACCUGCUGUUUGAAAUAUACAGAGAAAUAUAUCAGUUUAUGAAUGAAAAGCCUUUUUGUGUCACUGCACUAACUCAAACAUGAUGUCACAAAUAAAGCUGCACUACGCACUUUUCAGGUGGAGAGUUCACCACCUGCUUGUCCCCAUGGAGAUGUUAUUGCAUUGCCUGAAAUGUUCCAGAAUAUGGCAUUUAACCAACCCAAGCUAAGUUAUGAUAUAUUUGUUUGUUAAUAAAAACACCAGUUAUUGCAAAAAAAUGUGAGGUACAGAAGUGUAAUGCCGUACUGUGGAGCAUUUUAGGAAAUAAUAUCUUCAUCAGACAAGCAGGUGGCACCCCUUUAUCAGAGAAGUUACAUACUGCACCUUUAAACCAGAUGCACAUGACCCUAACCCCUGACCCUAACCUAACCCAUAGACUGUAUAUAAAUGGACAUAGCUAACCUGCUAGCCCGCGCGUUCCAAAUACAAAGUGGUCAUUGGCGCAUGAUCCAUCGACUCUGGCUCCAAUUCACUUUACAUUGAAAAACUGUGUCCCCUCUCUGUUGCUGUCAGACUCAUCAUUUUGGUCUUAAAAUGUUCGUAUUAACCUGCUCUACAUGAUCCUGGGUUAUUUCACUAUUGUGUCUGUAAAUCUAAAUAUGAACAGUAGUAAGAGACAAAUCCGGCGCAUUUUUUGACCUCCCCGAGGUCUAGCAUUAGCAACAGGUUUGAUUCAAAGCAUUGCUAAGCUCCGCUCUCUGCUAAGCCAGCAGUGCGGAUGCGAAGGGUCAUUACCUUCAUCAGCCUCGCUCCUGAUUGGCUCUUUGGUUGCUAUGAUACUCUCAGUCAGAAUCCCAAAGAUGGAACUGGGGUCCACAUUAGCUUCAUUUGACUGGAGCCGAACUCUGGGUGACGUCACACUCACUUAGUCCACUUCUUUAUACAGUUUGUGCCCUAACCCUGACCUUACCCCUGACCCCUAACGCUGAUCCUAACCAUGACCCCUAACCCUGACCCUAACCCUAAUACUGAGCCUAACCCUGACCCAAACCUGCACAGUCUAAUCUACAGAAAUACUUUUAAAGGUCUAUGUCACAGUUUUCUCAGGGUGCUGUAACAUUCCCUGAUAUUUAUUUACUUUGUUCCCAGAGGAGGAGAAGCAGAUGGGAUAGGUGACUUUUGACCUUUGUUUCUCUGUAGUGACAUAUAUGCCCCUUAUGCAUGAGGUCACUAUGCUCUAUGUAAAAGCAAAUGGAAAAAUCAUAAACAUUGUCCUUCGUGAUUGGAUUAAGUCCCACAGUUAAUUUUUACACAAAUGGUGGCACAGCUUUUAGAAAUAUGCUUUCAUAAUCAACAUUUUAUUAUCUAGAACAAAAAAAUCUCAGUUUGAAAAAUCCUACAACACAGAUGUGUUGUCACCGGAGCAAGUCUAAUCUGACGUAUAUUUGUAUAAACAUAUUGAGAUGUAUCCAGACCAAGACCUGACGAAUGCUGUAGAUGAGAAAUAUUAUCUCCACAGUUUCUUAAGCUGCAGUAGAACCAAUAGAAGCAAAUGCAACUCCAGCAUUGAAGUGUGAUGUGCCUCUGGUGCAGUGCCUUCAGGGGUCAGUCUGCAGUUUUGUAUUUGCUCUAUAGAAAUAAAUCUCCUCCACUGAGUUU
Messenger RNA from Periophthalmus magnuspinnatus, 2778 nucleotides. RefSeq names its product leucine rich adaptor protein 1 (gene lurap1). Gene Ontology annotation, biological process: positive regulation of cytokine production; positive regulation of canonical NF-kappaB signal transduction. The transcript is spliced from 2 exons. The record is from RefSeq and is a predicted model, not a curated record. NCBI's taxonomy places the organism in Eukaryota, Metazoa, Chordata, Actinopteri, Gobiiformes, Gobiidae. Bases 56 to 1042 code for a protein of 328 amino acids.